Cotesia glomerata is the source of this 1745-nucleotide messenger RNA. It is a transcript of the gene Mfap1, whose product is annotated as microfibrillar-associated protein 1-like. The record is from RefSeq and is a predicted model, not a curated record. Gene Ontology annotation, molecular function: RNA binding. The coding region runs from base 183 to 1562 and encodes 459 amino acids. NCBI's taxonomy places the organism in Eukaryota, Metazoa, Arthropoda, Insecta, Hymenoptera, Braconidae. Gene Ontology annotation, cellular component: U2-type spliceosomal complex. The transcript has 2 exons. Gene Ontology annotation, biological process: mRNA splicing, via spliceosome.
UUGCUCUGUUUUGAUCCCACAGAUGUCCAUGUGUCCUCCAUUUUACGUUUUGUCUACGUUUUGUAUAUCAGUAUUGAGGACAACUGAGAAUUUUCUAGCUCUAAAUAACCAUAACACCUCAAAUUAUUUUGUAGUAAACAAGAUUUUCAUCACCUAAAAGUUUCUAAAUAAAUACAUUCAAGAUGAUGAUGGACUAUUUCGUAACGAAUAGUGCUUUAGCAGCAGCUCCGAUGGGGAUACAAAGUACAGCAGGAGCUGUUCCUGUUAGAAAUGACAAGGGAGAAGUGUCUAUGAAAAAGGUUAAGGUACACAGAUAUGUAUCUGGAAAAAGACCUGACUACGCACCAGCUGCAAGUUCUGAUGAAGAAUCUGAUGAUGAUGAUUUCUUAGAAAAAUGUUCAAAGCCGAUUGAAAAUGAUGUAAGUAACGCUAUCGUUGAUAACAAAGCAUCGACAUCGAUAAUACGUGAUGAAGAAGAUCCACGGCUGAGAAGAUUGACACGUCUUGUCCGUCAAUCCGAUGAUGAAUCAGAAACAAUUGUCGAAAGACAUCGUCACAUUCAUGAACCAGAAAUUAUUGAAACAGAAAUGAAGAACGCGCGGGAGAAAAUAAAACUCGAGAGUUCUGAUUCUUCAGAUGAUGAAGAGUUGUCUGAUUCUGAAAUAGAGCGAAGGCGUGAGGCGCUGAAACAACGUGUGCUAUCCAAAAAAGAAAAUGAGGAAGAAAUAAUCAAAGAUGAGGAAGAAGUAUCAGGGUCAAGUUCGGCUGAAAGCUCAGAGUAUGAAGAAUACUCGGAUUCAGAAGAAGAGUGUGGACCCAGGUUGAAACCAGUGUUUGUUAUGAAAAAAGAUAGAAUAACUGUUGUUGAACAAGAAAAAGAAGCGUUCAAACAACAGCAGAUGGAAAUAGAGAGGAAAAAAAUGGCUGAUGAAAGAAAACGACAAACUUUGAGGAUGGUUGAAGAAGCCAUUCGUAAAGAAACUCAAGGAAGUAAGCCAGCGGACUCAACAGAAAGUAAACUUGAGGACGUUUGUACGGACGACGAGAAUGAUGAAGUCGAAUACGAAGCCUGGAAACUACGUGAGUUAAAAAGAAUAAAACGAGAUCGAGAGGAACGUGAAGCCACUGAAAGAGAAAGAUUGGAAAUAGAAAGAAUCAGAAACUUAACUGAAGAAGAACGUCGACAAGAAGCUAAGCUUAAUCCAAAAGUUAUCACCAAUAAAGCCGCUAAAGGAAAAUAUAAGUUUCUACAAAAAUACUAUCAUCGAGGUGCAUUUUAUCUGGACAGAGAUGAAACUAUACUUAAACGUGACUUUUCUGGAGCUACACUGGAGGAUCAUUUCGAUAAAACUGUUUUGCCUAAAGUUAUGCAGGUCAAAAACUUUGGACGCAGUGGACGAACCAAGUAUACUCAUUUGGUCGAUCAAGACACUACACAAUUUGAUUCCCCUUGGAUAUCUGAGACAGCCCAGAAUCUUAAAUUUCACAAUAAUCAAUCUGCUGGAAUGAAGCAGUUGUUCGAGAAACCGUCAUUGAAAAAACGAAAAGACGACGGUAAUUAAACAGUUAAAAUUAUACAGUAUGAUUAAGUUUAUGAGUAUUUAAAGAAUAACUUUAAUAAAUUUUUGAAUAAAAUAAUUAUUUAAGACAUUAAAAUAAAUGUUACAUCAGAUCUUGCUGUAUCAAUGUAAAUAAAUGUAAAUAUUUUAGUUUUUUUUCUUGAAAUAAAAAUUUUCUGUAAUCAA